CCUUGUCAGAAUGAUUGGAUAAUUAUGAUGGCAAAAAAACAGGAUGUACGGAUCCCAAGCUACAGCAUCAGUGUCGUGGGAUUAUCUGGAACGGAGAAAGAGAAGGGCCAGUGUGGGGUUGGGAAGUCGUGUUUCUGCAAUCGAUUUGUCCGCCCUAAAGCCGAUGAAUUUCAUCUGGAUCACACCUCUGUCCUCAGCACCAGUGACUUUGGGGGCCGUGUUGUUAACAAUGACCAUUUUUUAUAUUGGGGUGAGGUUGGUAGAACGGUGGAGGAAGGAGUUGAAUGUCGAAUUCAUGUGGUGGAACAAACAGAAUUCAUUGAUGAUCAGACUUUUCAACCGCAUAGGAGCACUGCCCUACAACCCUAUAUUAAACGUGCUGCAGCUACCAAAUUGGCAUCUGCUGAAAAGCUGAUGUACAUUUGCACUGACCAGUUGGGUCUGGAACAAGACUUUGAACAGAAGCAGAUGCCAGAAGGUAAACUACUGAUUGAUGGUUUCCUUCUUUGUGUAGAUGUCAGCCGGGGUAUGAACAGGAAUUUUGAGGACCAACUUAAGUUUGUCACAAACCUGUAUAACCAAAUAAUAAAAACAAAAAAGCCCAUUGUGGUGGUGCUGACAAAAUGUGACGAAGGUGUGGAAAGGUACAUACGUGAGGCACAUUCCUUUGCCAUGGCAAGAAAGAACCUCCAAGUAGUGGAGACAUCAGCUCGAUCGAAUGUCAAUGUGGAAUUGGCCUUUAGUACUUUAGCACAGCUAAUUGACAAAAGCAGGGCAAGGCCCAAAAUAACUCCAUACUAUGAAGCUUUGAAACAACAAAGUCAGUUAAUAGCUCAUGGAAAAGACAAGUAUGAAUUUAUCAUUAGCCACUGUGUCACCCAUCAUAAUGAAAGUUGGAUGAAUGCCACUAGGAAAAUGCAAAUGAAACCUGAAUUCCAGGAGUAUGUGGAUCUAGAAGGAACUCUGAAGGCCAAAAAGCUGUUUGCACAGCAUGUCCUGAUGCUCAAGGACAAGCACAUUGAACACUUAAAGAACAAGUACCUUAACAGACUUGUGCUUGCUCUUGAUGCCCUAUUUCCAGAUCUGAAUGAGAUCGAAAACUUGAACUGGCCCAUAGCACAGCAGAGAUUGAAGACCAAACAGGACUUCUCAACCUGGUUUAUUGUCCUUAAUGAGACACCAUGGGAUAAAACCGAUCAUAUUGACAAAGUAGAUGACGACCGAAUUCCAUUUGACCUGCUGGCUGGAAAAUGUGCAGAAGAUCAAUUCAGAAAGCAUUUGGAGAAACUGAAGAAUGAAAGAAAGAGAGCUGAGAUGAGGAAAGCUUUCAAGGAAAAUCUGGGAUCAUCUCCUUUCAUAACCCCUGGAAAACCAUGGGAAGAGGCUAGAAGUUUUGUUAUGAAUGAAGAAUUUUAUCAGUGGCUCCAGGAGCCUGAAUACCAAGAUAUUUACAGUAGACAUCAACGUGAGAUCAUUGAUAAAGCCAAGGAUCAGUUUCAGGAAUUGCUUUUAGAGUAUUCUGAGUUGUUUUAUGAAUUGGAAUUGGAUGCAAAGCCCAGCAAGGAGAAAAUGGGUCUCAUUCAGGAUGUUUUGGGUGAAGAACAACGAUUUAAGGCACUUCAAAAGCUGCAAGCUGAACGGGAUGCCCUCGUCUUGAAACACAUUCACUUUGUAUACCAUCCAACAAAAGAGACUUGUCCGAACAGUCAGAAAUGUAUGGACAGUAAAGUUGAACAGUUGUUGGCUGCCCGAUUUUACCGAUUUUCUGAUCGAAGUCUUGUGAACUCUCAUUCGCACUCUAGUGCUGACAAACUCAACCUUGUACUUCUCGGCAAGGAUGGGCUUGCACAUGAACUGGCUAAUGAGAUUCGAGCCCUGUGUACUGAUGAUAAGUAUGUGCUUGAGGGUAAAAUGUAUGAAUUAUCGUUACGACCAAUAGAAGGAAAUGUGAAACAUCGGGUUAAUUCUUUUCAGACAUCGACCUUUCAACCUCAUGGUUGCCUUUGCCUCUACAACUCCAAAGAAUCACUGUAUUACAUAAAGGAGAGCUUAGAGAAACUGAAAGAGUCGACGUUAGACCGAAGGGACAAUCACUUAGCACAGCUGCCUCUAACUCUAGUUUUAGCAAACAAAAGGGAGAGUGGUGGAGAAACACUACAAACAUUGAGGAACCAUGGCCAACAACUUGCCAAUAAAUUGCAAUGCCUUUUUGUUGAUGUAACUUCUCACAGUGUGGGUUCUGGGCGAAACUUUAGUGAAUUGCAAAUCAAUCAGGCUUUGAAAGGCUUGUUGGAUACCAUGAAACGCAAUUUGAAUCUAGUUAGUGCAUCCCCCAGCAUUAAAGACUUAACUGAUGCAGAACUUCGAGUAGUCAUGUGUUUGAUGUGUGGUGAUUUAUUUAAUGUGGAUGAAGUCCUCCUCUCCAUCAUUCAACCUCAUUUUUGUAGUUCAUUGCAACCUGGGAACAGCAAUUCUGUAAUGCUUGAAUUAACAAUUGGAGCAGUACGCAAAAGUGUUGAAGUAUCAAUUCUUUCUUAUCAUUCCUCUUUCAACAUAAGGAAAAACCAGUUAGUCCAUGGAUACAUUGUGUUUUAUUUAGCUAGGCGCAAGGCUUCUUUAGCGAUGCUCCGUGCGUUUCUGUCAGAUGUGCAAGACAUCAUACCCAUUCAACUAGUAGCUAUCACUGAAGGAACUGAGGUGUCAGAGAGUGAUGUCUCACGGGACCAGCUUGAAGAAGGCCAGGAAAUUGCUCAUGAGAUCAGUGGUAGGUUUACUGCAAUAUCUAGUGGACAGCCAUUCCAGCACAAUGCUGAGAUUUUUGCUAAAUUUUUCAGAGAUGCAACUGAAAAGAAAAUCUUCGUUGAAGCUUCACACAUGUAUGACAAUGCAGCAGAAGCAUGCAGCAACCCAGAAGAAGUGUUUAAUUUUUCUCCCAGGCCAGGCUCACCACUCAAUAAUUCAAACUGCUUUGACUAUGAUGAGGAUAUUGAAGGCCCGCCACCCUACGUUGCACUUCAAGAUGAAACUUCUGGGCCUCUAUUGGCAAAAGAGCAACCUAAGCUCUUAAUGGACCUUGAAGGGAAUGACAACUAUUCUCUAUACAGCACUCUCAGCUCUUUUGAGAGGCUAAAUAACAAAGUACCUCCUCCUGUAAAACCAAAGCCAAUGGUACAUUUUGACAAACUGAUGAAGAAAAUGGAUUCUUCUGAGGGAAAAGAACCAGCCAGCAAAGAAAUGCCGAGAAAGCCUUCAACUGUAAGUUGGGCACCUUCUGACGAUGGAUCAUACACCUCUGAUUAUGCAGAACCAAUUGACACUUUGGUGAGACCAAGAGGGGAUGAAGAAAAUAUCUAUUCAGUACCACAUGACAGCACCCAGGGCAAAAUUAUUACAAUUCGGAAUUCCAUUUCUGCAAAAUCACAAUCGAAUGGAAGUGGUAAUGGGUCAGACAGUGAGAUGGAUAUCAGCUCUUUGGAGCGCCAGAGAAAACUUUCCUCUGUGAGCAAACCAUUGUUGUACAGAGACCGAUCCAAAAGAUUAGGCAGGUUUGCAAGUUAUCGAACAAGUUUCAGUGUUGGCAGUGAUGAUGAACUUGGGUCUCUGUCAUCGCAGAAAAAAGCAGAAGCUGAUUCGUCACUACCUAAGGGAGACAAUACAACUAAUACGUAUGAGACAGAUGGAGAUGAGUCAAAGCGAGGGAAGCUCCUUCGUAGUUUGAGAAGGCCAACAUCAAGGUUUGAGAGAGCUACACUGGCAGCACAAACGGCUUUUUGUUAACCAUGGCAUAUUUUACAACUUAGCAAGGUAAACC
Molecule: messenger RNA, 3811 nt
Organism: Rhincodon typus (whale shark)
Lineage: Eukaryota; Metazoa; Chordata; Chondrichthyes; Orectolobiformes; Rhincodontidae
Product: rho GTPase-activating protein 35
Exons: 2
Molecular function (GO): GTPase activity; GTP binding
Source: RefSeq, a predicted model, not a curated record